Molecule: messenger RNA, 2715 nt
Organism: Scedosporium apiospermum
Lineage: Eukaryota; Fungi; Ascomycota; Sordariomycetes; Microascales; Microascaceae
Product: Acetyl-CoA C-acetyltransferase
Exons: 6
Coding region: 1-2715 (904 amino acids)
Biological process (GO): fatty acid beta-oxidation
Molecular function (GO): acetyl-CoA C-acetyltransferase activity
Source: RefSeq, a predicted model, not a curated record
AUGGUGGCGCUUCCCCUCAGGCAGUCUGCCUCUAUGACCAGGCGCAUUGCCCAGCUCAAUGUCCGCCGAGGCUUCUCCAGUCGAGCCCCCCUCUGUCAAGAGAUCCGAGAUGCUUACAUUCUGAGCGCUUCGAGGACACCCACCGCCAAGUUCAAUGGCUCCUUCGUGACCGUCCCCGCGCCCCAGCUCGGCGCUGUCGCGAUCAAGUCGGCGAUCGAAAAGUCCAAGGUCCCCGUCUCCAAGAUCACCGAUGUCUACAUGGGCAACGUCCUCCAGGGUUCCGUCGGCCAGUCCCCCGCCCGCCAGGCCGCGAUAUUCGCCGGCCUCCCCACCAGCGUCGAGGCUGUCACCGUCAACAAGGUCUGCGCCUCCGGUCUCAAGGCCGUCGUCCUCGCCGCCCAGAACAUCCAGCUCGGCCUCGCUGAGGCCCAGGUCGCUGGUGGUUUCGAGAACAUGUCGAGGGUCCCCUACUACCUCCCCAGGGCCAGUGGCCUCCCCGCUUUCGGCAACAUCAAGCUCGAGGACGGUCUCAUCAAGGACGGCUUGACCGACGUUUACGAGCAGAUCCACAUGGGUAACUGCGCCGAGAACACUGCGAAGAAGUUCGGUAUUACCAGGGAGAUGCAGGACGAGUAUGCGAUCCAGUCGUACAAGAGGGCCCAGGCCGCUUGGGACGCCAAGGCUUUCCAGGACGAGAUUGUCCCCGUGACGGUUCAGCAGAGGAAGGGUGAGGUCGUUAUCGAUACCGAUGAGGGUUUCCGUGACGUCAAGCUCGAGAAGGUUCCCACCUUGAAGCCUGCCUUCGUUCGGGACGGCACUGGCACCGUCACCGCUGCCAACGCCUCCACCUUCAACGACGGCGCCAGCGCCCUCGUCCUCGGCAGCAAGGAGAUUGCUAAGGAGUUCGGUGCCGACUCCAGGGUCCUCGCCAAGAUCGUCGGCCACGCUGACGCCGCCGUUGAUCCUAUCGACUUCCCUAUUGCCCCCUCCAAGGCUGUUCCUAUUGCGCUCGAGAGGGCCGGUAUCACCAAGGACCAGGUCUCGGUCUGGGAGUUCAACGAGGCUUUCGCCGCCGUCAUCCAGGCCAACGGAAAGCUCCUCGGUCUUGAGAACGCCAAUGUUAACCCCUUGGGAGGCGCCAUCUCCCUCGGCCACGCCCUCGGCAGCUCCGGUUCGCGUAUCCUCACCACUCUUCUCCACCAGCUCCAGCCCGGCCAAUACGGUGUUGCCGCCAUCUGCAACGGAGGUGGUGCGGCCACGGCCAUCGUCGUCCAGAGGAUCAAGUCUGUCGAUCUCGUCAAUGAAUUCCUCACCCAGCUCCGCAGCUUCGUCCGCGCCCAAGACGGCGACAACCUCCGCGCCUGGCUCCAAGUCUCGCCCAAUGCGUCUCCUCAAUACUACAAGCUCGCAGGCGAGCUCAAGGAGCGGUACGGAGGCGGUGACGCGGCGCUAGAGGCGGCCGUUGAAGGGGGGCUCCCGGAGGAGGACGACGUGAGCGAGGGGCAGGGGUCGCCGUGGCCCGGCUCAUGCAGCACCGCCUUCGCAAAUCCCACCUACGGCGGCAUGCUCCUAAAGACGAGCAUGUCGCUGAGCGAAGUCCUCGCCCAACUCACCAUGAUGCUUAACAAGCGACCCGAUCUCACCAGCAGACUCCGCGGAGGCGACGAAGAGGGCAGGAAGUCCGUAGCCGAGUCAUCGGCCGAAAUCAUCCAAAAGAUCUUCACGACGUGCUUGACGGAUAGGUCGAGCGCGCGAUACGGCAAGCCCGAGGGGAAGAAAGUGGGCGUCUACAUGUUCGCGAACCUCGUGCUCAAGUUACUCUUCGCUUGUCGCAAAACCCAUCUCGCGAAACAAAUCUUCACCAACAUCUCCACAAACUCCCCCCCUCUCUCCCUCUAUCCCGCAGCCCAACGCGUCACCUUCCUCUACUACCUCGGCCGCUUCAACCUCGCCAACAACCACUUCAGCCGCGCCUCCGCCUGCCUCUCCAGCGCCUACCUCCAGACCCCGCCCAGCUUCACCUCCCACCGCACCCUCAUCCUCACCUACCUCAUCCCCGCGAAUCUCCUCCUCGGCGUCCUGCCGUCCCGUGAGCUCCUCUCCCGACCCGAAGCGCAGCCCCUCGCGCCAAUCUUUCACCCCAUCGCCGAAGCUGUUCGCAGGGGUGACUUUUUCCUCUUCCAGGAGACCCUUGCGGCCCACGAAUCGUGGCUCUUCGAGAAGGGUAUCCUGCUCACGUUGUCGAACAGGCUGCGUCCUUACCUCUGGCGUUCCCUCUCCCGCCGCGUCUUCCUCCUCACAUACACGCCCCCGACGGACCCCAACUCCCGCAAAGCGCCCCUCCUCGACCUCACCCACCUCCUCGCAGCAGCCACGUACCUCCAAAACCGCCUCGAGGGAUCCCCACCAACAACAACAGCCACCUUCCCAUCCCCGGCCAGCUACAAGAGGAAAAAACUACGCCCCAACGAGGGCCUGAUCUGGGGCAAUGCCCCCGUCACACCCCAGGACAUCGAACUCACCGUCGCCGCGCUGGUGCAGCAGGGGCUCCUGCACGGCUAUCUCGCUCACGACAUGGCAAAGUUCGCCGUGCUGGGGGCGAAGACGAAGGGCGCUGUUGCGGCCGGGUGGCCUGUUGUUGCUCGGGCGAUUAGGGAGAGGAGGUACGAGGAGGAUGUGGAUUGGGAUGAUGUGCCGGGUUGGGUGAAGGCGUGA